Molecule: messenger RNA, 4057 nt
Organism: Linum trigynum
Lineage: Eukaryota; Viridiplantae; Streptophyta; Magnoliopsida; Malpighiales; Linaceae
Source: the annotation of a GenBank genome assembly
AAUAAAUUCAUUUUUAUAAUGCGAAAACAAUGGUAAGCAAUAGGGCCGGUAGCAUUCCUUCUAGCUAAUCUAAAUUUUCUUUCUUGUGACCUGGAUGAUGUGAAACCCCAGCCCUUUUUUUCUCCUCCCUCCCUCCAUUUCUACCCUCUUCCUCUCCUGUUCCUUUCGCGUCCCUUCCCCCAACUCCAUUAUUACUUUCGUUCCAGUUUCUUCCCUCCCCUUAUUUAGCACCUACUACUCACAGACAAUCCUCCUCCCUGCUUCACGCCUUUUCCACUUGCAUAAUCGACCAACACCCAAAAAAAAAAAAAAGAAGUAGAAGGAAACAAGAUGUCUGGCAGUAGCAACGAAAGAGGCAAGGAGCUAAUGGGGGAAGGAUCCAGCGACCCACACCACCAUCAUCACUACGAGCAGCAGCAGGCUGCCACUCCGAGCCGGUACGAGUCGCAGAAGAGAAGGGAUUGGAACACGUUCGGGCAGUACCUGAAGAACCAGAGACCGCCCGUGCCGCUGUCCCACUGCAACUGCAACCACGUCAUCGACUUCCUUCGGUACCUGGACCAGUUCGGGAAGACCAAAGUCCACAUCCAGGGCUGCAUGUUCUACGGCCAGCCCGAGCCACCGGCGCCUUGCACCUGCCCACUGAGGCAGGCCUGGGGGAGCCUCGACGCGCUCAUAGGCAGGCUCCGGGCAGCCUACGAGGAGAACGGAGGCUCCCCCGAGACCAACCCUUUCGCCAGCGGGGCCAUCCGGGUCUACCUCCGCGAGGUCAGGGAUUGCCAGUCCAAGGCCAGGGGGAUUCCUCACAAGAAGAAAAAGAAGAAGCAGCAGCAGAAGCCGUCUGGUGGUGGCAAUGACUCUUCUUCUGCCCCUCCCUUGCACUAUUCCUGAAUCUGCCACCCAGCUACCUCCUCAUCAUAUUAUGAGAUGGUAAUCGGUCAGUUUGAUUUCGUAGCUUUGUUUUGGCUUGGUUGUUUCACCAUCUGGUAAUUAGUUUUAGUUCAUCCAACAUCCCUAGAUUAUGUGUACAAUAAUUAUACUAGCUACUAGCUAGCAAGUCAAUCUAGCAAGCUACGUAUAAGAACAAUUAAUUAGUUAACACCUGCUGUUGUCCCGAACUGUAUAACUCGAAUCGAUAGUAGAUAUCAAACACUUAUUCAUCAGCCACAGCCCCUCCACUGCUUCUUCUUCUUUUGAUUUCCAUUUCUCUAUCAGCUCAUAGGUCGAGGGAUCAAUUCUAUGCCUCCCUAAGCAAGCUUACAGAUUCAAUGGAAUGCGAGGUUGACUAACUAGCUAGUGUGGUUUUUGACUAUUGGGUUCUCCUUCUUGUUUAGUAUAUAGUGAGCUAGAUUAAUGGUUCAAGUGGGUUCUCCUGGAGCAUACAGUGAGUCAAUCAUCAACUAGCAUUUACACGCAUAAUUAGAAUUAUAUGUAGUAUUUAAAGUUUUUUAAUCUAUCCAAAUUUUCUUUCUCUCCAUCAAUGGGGUUCUUUCAUUAAGAUUUUCCUAGAUUUUCUGCCCCCGUAUGAGUGCCAAAGUGUUCACUCCAUAAUGAAUUUAUAGCAAUUAAAUAUUACGAAAUGAAUGAUUGAAUGAUAUUACACAUUAACCAAUGUCUAAGGUUUCCCCCCAUUGCUGUCCCUGUAGUUUAUAUAAUUGAGAGCAAAUUAAUUAUUUGUUUAUUCAUCAGUACCCACCCCCCACAUCUUUCAUCUUUGUCAUUUCCCCUAUCAAAUGCCUUUUCCUUUUAUUAUAAAAUAAUAAAUUAUUGUCCUGGUUUUGGAGCUGAAAGGAACCUCCAAUUACAAUUUUACCAGGAUCAUAUAUCUCUAUUCAUUCCAUUGUUUUCUCUUUAUACAAAAACACACUAUUCAUAGGUGGCAAAAGUUUUUUUGUCCCACCCAAACAUAAGCAUCUGCUUUAAUGUGGAGCAGCAGAUCUUUCAUUUUAAUUUAAUUUGCAGCAGGGACAGUUUUCAAGGAUUUUAUAUUCUAUCUUUUACUCUGAUUGGAUUUGCAUAUUGUCCAUGAUCAGAUUUUGUGGGGUACAUGUCCCAUGUCUCUCUGCCUCAGAUGAUCAUUCAUCAUUAAUCAAUAUAUUUAUGCAUAUAGGCCCCUACCAAGACAUUCUCAGCUUUUGUUGGUUUUGCUUCAUCUUUUCCUGCUAUAAGUUGGAUUCAUUAGCUAGCACCAAUCAGGCCCUUCUCGAGUCCUAAGUUGUAAUUUUACAUACUGUAUGUGACAUAAAAAUGGCAUCUGUUAUUGACAUGAUGAAAGGACUUGGAGAUUAAGGCGUAUUAAGUAUAAUAAUAUUAAUAAUACUCUUUAAAACAUUUACAAAUAGGCCUGAGUGCGGUAAGUUGAGUGUAAAGUGAGAUAUAGAUCAGAAAGCUGGCUAGCUAGGGUUUGGUUUAGGGUUUUCCUCUCUUAGAUACGUACGUAUAAGUUGAUCAUGCCUAUCGAAUUUUGCUCCACGCUAGGUGUUCUAUAUAAGCUUUUUCGUUACAGAGAUUCGAGGUUAUAUCCUCCCAGCUGAUAGAUAGAGAGGCAGCUACUUUUACCUCUUUCAUGAAUAUAUAUGUAGACUGGUGGCCAACUACUCCACAAGGUUUCUUACGGAACUAAAAGAUCAUCUAAGUGAAGUCAUCAUUUUGUUGGUAAUUGUAGUAGACCAUGCAUAUAUGGUAUCCACUUAGGGUUAGGAAUUCUUUGAUGAUGCGUAAGAUCGAUGCAGUGCCAACCAUAUAUUAUUGGAACGGGAAAACAUGCAAAUUCUGUAGUCAUUAUUAUAUUACCUAUGAUAACUUGAUCCAGGAGUUUUAUUAUCAUAUGAAAAUGUACCACAUAAAAGUAACGGUUGACAUGACUCGAAUCGGAUUAUCUUUUUUAUAUGACUUGAAUCCAUAAUGUGCCGGCUUGUACACGUUUGAGUUUUUUUCUCCCGAUCUGGUAUGUAACCUUAUUCUUUACCGGAUUGGAUUAGGGUUUGCCCCAGUGCCGGAGCUAUGUUAAUGGUAGGGGUAGGGGAUGGAAAAUUACAUUUAAAUUUUGUAAUACAUUGAAAAAUAUAGUAUUUGAUAAGGCGUUAGCCCCCUCCUCGCCAGUUUGAAUUCUCUGUACGUAAAUUUUUAGCCUUCAUCAUUCGAAUUUCUGGCUCCGCCACUGGUUUGCCCAUUGGAGAAGCACCAUAUAUACUUUUCGAACUUCUCUGUAAUUUGCACUCUUCUCAAGUAUACUGAAGUUGGCUCUCUCCCAUCUAUGAACUAACACACGUAGUGUUAGCGAACAACAUAAAUCUGUAUAUUCUUUACUUUCUUACUAUCUUACUAUGCACUGUCUUUCUUGCACGAUUAUUUGGAUCCGUCUUUAAACAAGUUGGAAUACAUACAAGCACUGACAAUUUGUUUAUUGGUACCUCAGAUCCAUUUCUAAAUCACAUGAUACAUUGAAUUUCAGGUAUACAUAUCGCUGUGAAUCAAAAUGGGAGGGCGGUGAUACGUUCUCCUGGUGUUGCUGCCCCUACGCACGUUUUCCUCUUCUUCUUAUGGCAACGCCGAGAUAUGAAUGAUCAAGGAAGACAGCAUAUUGCCUAAAUAAAGACAAGGUCUCUUCUGGCAUGCCUAGCUGGAGUUGUAGCUUUUCAGUUUGAUUUGCAGCUGCUCAGAACCACGAUUCAUCUGAUUUGGUGAUCCUUCUGUCAGUUUAUUGUUAUAGCUGUUUGAAAUAUAUAUAUGUGGAAAGAAUCUGGAAGUUCCUUAAAUGGAGGUACGAUCAGUACAGAUCUAUCGUGCAUGGCAACUUUUAUCGAUCUGAUAUUCAGCUCAUAAAUAUAUAGCUUUUCUAGGAGCUAAGUUUCAAUCUCUGGUAUUCAGGAAAAGGAUAAAAAUGCGCAUGCAGACGAUUGCUUUCAUUAGAUACAGUAAAAUUACGAACAGCCUGCAUGGAUCUGUAGUUAAUCUUUGUAUUCACCAAGUAGCAAUACAGCAGAAUUGAUAUUUACUAAUACGUACUAGCUAGUAGCUACCCGGCCAUUGCCCUGAAUGAAAUUCGUUUUAUGAU